AGAUUUCGUAAUAGCCAAAAUAUUUUUUAUUUUCAUUUUACACUUUAAUCAGUUAAAUAGUCACAAAUUAAGAAAAUGUAUUACCAUAUAAUAUUAAUAAUUAUGAGUACAUUACUCAUAGUUUAUGCAGAGAUUAAUACUUUGUCAUGAAUAUGUAUUAUUGAAAAGCAAUGUUUCAGAAUCUUGCAAUGUGUAGGGCCAGUCUGAUUGGAGCCACACGUUCGGCACAAUCUAAGAAGAAGUUUGGAAAUGGCUCCACGGAUAAUUUAGUCAUACGUAGUUAUAAUACAUUGCUGCAGUCUCAAUUAUGUCGAACCACAAAUGCUCGAGAUUUAUCGGUUCGAUUAUAUUCAAACCCUGCAAGGAGACCGAGCUUCUUUUCUCAAUUUUUCGAGAAUAUCAAGCAGGAGAUGCAAAAGAAUAAGGAAAUGAAGGAGUCCUUAAAAAAAUUUAGAGAAGAAGCAGAAAAGCUCGAACAAUCUGAAGCAUUACGAUCAGCAAGACAAAAAUUUCAAGCUGUUGAAUCCGAAGCCAGUAAAGGUUCAGAGGCUUUAAAAGAAAAACUAGGUUCUUUGAAAGAAAAGGUACAAGAAGUUCUUGAGGAAGCAAGUAAAACUGAAUUAGGUAAGAAAGCUGGACAAUUAGGUGAAGAAAUAUCAAAGUCUGCUAAAGGAGCAGCAGAAACUAUCACAGAAAAAAGCCAAGCUUUAGGAAAAACGAGCGCGUUCCAAACAAUAUCACAAACAGCAGAAGCUGUAAGAGAAGAAUUGGAUCAUCAAGGAAUGCGUGGAAGAGUUUAUGUUCCACCUAAAAAGUUAAGAAAACGAAAAGAUAUUAUACGUGUUGAAGAUGAUAAAUGUGUUUCACCAAAUAUGGAAGCUAUGGGAGUUGAAUUACAUAAAGACUCAAAAUUUUACCAAUCAUGGCAAAAUUUUAAGGAUAAAAAUCCAUAUGUGAAUAAAGUACUGGAUUGGAAACUGAAAUAUGAAGAAUCAGAUAAUCCUGUAAUUCGUGCUUCCAGACUAUUGACAGAUAAAGUUACAGAUAUAAUGGGUGGACUGUUUCAAAAAACAGAACUUUCAGAAACAUUGACAGAAAUUUGUAAAUUGGACCCCAAUUUUGACAGAGUACAAUUUUUAAGAGAUUGCGAAACAGAUAUUAUACCAAAUAUUCUUGAAGCUAUGAUACAGGGGAAUCUUGAAAUUUUAAAAGAUUGGUGUCAUGAAGCUCCAUACAAUUUAAUAGCUCAACCUUUGAAGCAAGCAGAAAAAUUGAGAUAUCAUUUAGACAGUAAAAUCCUAGAUAUAAAUAACAUAGAUUUAGUAAUGGGUAAGGUAAUGGAGCAAGGUCCAGUUUUAAUGAUUAGCUUUCAGUGCCAACAAAUUAUGUGUGUGAGAGAUGUCAAGAACAAAGUUGUAGAAGGUGAUCCUGAGAAAGUAAUGCGCGUCAACUAUGUUUGGGUACUAUGUCGUGAUCCUACAGAACUUAAUCCAAAAGCUGCAUGGCGUUUACUUGAUCUUAGUGCUACUAGUUCAGAGCAAUUCGUAUAAUGUACAACUUAUGUGUGGAUCUAGUUAAAACUUUAAACAAUUAACGCGAACACGAAUACAAGUGACGAGAGAAUAAGUGAAAAUUGUCACAUGUUUCUUCAUUCGUUUAAAUUGAAUUAUACUAAUUCUAUCUAGGGUUGCUAGAUAGAAUAACAUGCUCAUUAAUGCGUCGACGAUGGAUGUUAUUUUCUAUAAUUUUAUUAGGAAAUUUAGUUAUAUAAAUUUUAUAAAGACCGCAAAUUGGUUUGAUCGGUACAUACAAAUAGGAAACAAAAGUAACUUAAAAUGUACCAUAAAAUGUAUUGAGAAGGAAAAAUAAUUGACUAUUUGUUCAAUGUAUUUAAA
This is a messenger RNA of Megalopta genalis, 1895 nucleotides long. Its product is annotated as mitochondrial import inner membrane translocase subunit TIM44. Gene Ontology annotation, molecular function: protein-folding chaperone binding. The record is from RefSeq and is a predicted model, not a curated record. Gene Ontology annotation, biological process: protein import into mitochondrial matrix. Lineage: Eukaryota; Metazoa; Arthropoda; Insecta; Hymenoptera; Halictidae. Gene Ontology annotation, cellular component: mitochondrial inner membrane.